AUGGUGAUCCAUCACACCGACUGUGGCUGUCUCCGGUAUACAAAUGGCAGCAUGCGCCAGGAGAUCAUUGCUCGCAUCGGACCCGAAAAUGCGGGCGUAAUCAACAAGAUGGACUUUGGACCAAUUUCAGAUGUCGAACAAAGCACAAAGGACGACAUUGCGUGGCUGAAACAAUCACCACUCGUGCGAAAGGAGCUCGCGGACAAAGCACAAGGAUAUGUAUAUGAUGUAGUGACGGGCGAAUUACGUCGUGUAGCAUGA
Molecule: messenger RNA, 261 nt
Organism: Cladophialophora psammophila CBS 110553
Lineage: Eukaryota; Fungi; Ascomycota; Eurotiomycetes; Chaetothyriales; Herpotrichiellaceae
Product: carbonate dehydratase
Exons: 2
Coding region: 1-261 (86 amino acids)
Molecular function (GO): zinc ion binding; carbonate dehydratase activity
Source: RefSeq, a predicted model, not a curated record